This is a messenger RNA of Pararge aegeria (speckled wood butterfly), 469 nucleotides long. It is a transcript of the gene Sf3b5, whose product is annotated as splicing factor 3B subunit 5. The transcript is spliced from 2 exons. Gene Ontology annotation, biological process: mRNA splicing, via spliceosome. Bases 139 to 396 code for a protein of 85 amino acids. Gene Ontology annotation, cellular component: precatalytic spliceosome; U2 snRNP. Lineage: Eukaryota; Metazoa; Arthropoda; Insecta; Lepidoptera; Nymphalidae. The record is from RefSeq and is a predicted model, not a curated record.
GCUGUCAAUUUUUAUUUGUAACAAAUCGGGACGCGAGUCGGCAAAAACGGAAAAAGUUAUAAAUUUAAUUCUAAAUCCUUAUAUUAUCUCCAAUACUCAUUAGAGCGCGGUAAAAAAAAUACUAUUGACAAACCAAAAAUGGGUGAGAGAUACAACAUACACAGUCAACUCGAGCAUUUACAAAGUAAAUACAUAGGUACUGGUCACGCAGACACAACGAAGUACGAAUGGCUAACAAAUCAACAUCGAGACUCCUGUUGCAGUUAUAUGGGCCACCCUGACCUGUUGAGUUAUUUCGCGAUCGUGGAAAAUGAAUCUAAGGCAAGGGUUAAGUUUAAUUUGAUGGAGAAGAUGUUGCAACCCUGUGGACCACCACCAGAAAAGCCGGAAGAUUAAAGGUUAGCAUUUAAAUGUGGAGUGUAUGUUAUAUUGUAUUAAAGUUGUUGUGAUUUUUAUUGCAUUAAUAUGA